Entelurus aequoreus (snake pipefish) is the source of this 2385-nucleotide messenger RNA. RefSeq names its product hematopoietic SH2 domain containing (gene hsh2d). NCBI's taxonomy places the organism in Eukaryota, Metazoa, Chordata, Actinopteri, Syngnathiformes, Syngnathidae. The transcript has 17 exons. Bases 118 to 921 code for a protein of 267 amino acids. Gene Ontology annotation, cellular component: cytoplasm. The record is from RefSeq and is a predicted model, not a curated record.
ACCUGUGUCUGCUAUUCUGUGAUGUUUGUGUCCCCGCCCAGGACAGGUUAGUCCACAUCUGAGUCCUGCUGUCAUAUUGCAACAGAGCGUCCUCAGUAUCGUGAAUCUUCUCCCAGCAUGAGCGACUUGACCCAGCUGUCCCACAGACACAACAAUGACUUGGGGAACACGGCGCCCCAACUCACCUGGAUGGACAACGGCGUCGUACCGGAAUGGUUUCAUGGGGGAAUCACCAGAAAGUCUGCAGAGGACCUCCUGACGUCCAAGCUGCCAGGUUGCUUCCUGGUCCGAGUCAGCGAGAGCAGAGUCGGUUACACACUUUCUUAUCGGGCGCAGAAACGCUGCAGACAUUUCAUGAUCGAGACCAAAGGCGACUCCUUCGCCAUCGUGGGCGAGCACAGGAGUCACCCCGGUCUACAGCAGCUGGUGGACUUUCACAGGAAGGUUCCCAUCGCGCCAUACACAGAGGUGCUGAUGACCUCUUGUGGACAGACCUGGAGUGGUGGAAACAUUGAGAAGAAUUUAGAUAAUUGUAAGCAGAUCCCUCAAGCAGCAGAAGAGGUCAACCCUCCUCAAGAUGAAGUGAGAAGCCAAACACUUCCAGUCAAGCCUGUGCCAAAAAGCAGGAAGAGAUACACCACCGACAAGAAGCCCCCUCCCGAGACCACGCACACACCUGCGGACGCAGCACCUGCACCGCCCUGUGAGAAACCCCCGGCAGGGCUUCCAAGGAAGAGGUGGACCCAAAGGAGACAUUUUUUCUGCUUGAAGGGAGACCCUGGUGUGGAGGGGAUGGCUGGUGAGAAAGGUGAAAAGGGUAUGUCUGGAGAAUCUGGCCCUAAAGGACAGGUGAGUUGUUUGUUGUUUGUUUGUGACAGGGUAUGUCUGGAGAAUCUGGCCCUAAAGGACAGCACAGAGUGAGGGAAGACCUUGGACAUAACGGUCCAACUGGAGACUGGGAAGCCAGGUGAUCUAGGACCCCUUGGACUGCCUGGUCCUUGGGGGUUGAACGGCAUGAGAGGAGUGCCUGGCAUGCCGAGUAUUGAGGGUCCACCGGGACAAGAUACAUCUGAGCAGCAUGUUAUUGAUGUGGGGCUAAGAAUGUUGCAAGAGAGGCUGGCAGCAGUAGCAGUGAGCACUAAAAGGGCUGUGCCAUGGGACCCCCCCCAGCUCUCCUGGACCUCCGGGAUCAACGCUUCCACAAGGACCACAUGGUUUGCCUGGUUCUUGAGGAAUUCCUGGGAUGAUAAGAGCGGACGGACAGAUCGGAAACACAGGUCUUAAAGGCCCCCCGGAUGUCUGGUGCCCAAUUUGGAGAUCCACAGGAGCUCUGCCCUGUGACGUUGGGCGAGGCUCCAUUUAGGAUCCGUCUCUGCGACAGUCACCCGGACGGAAGACCAUCCGUGCAGGAGGAAAUGCUGAACCAGAUUUUGAAGGGCCUCAACUUCUUCCCGUGUCAAAUUGGGAGCGACCGCAGGUGCGCAGCCCGAACCGGACACGGAAAGCCCAUCGGACCGGACCAUAGCCUGGAAUUCCGGAGGCAUAAGUCCAGUGUCCCGGGGAACAAAUGUGACCAAUCGGGGGACUCCUGAGGAAGCAUCUCCCCAGGGAGCGUCUUCCGCAAAAGGUAUGAAGCUGGAGCGGGGAUGAGACGGGGGUAGCGGCGGCCACAGGAGAGAUGCUUGGGGACAGCAUCGAAGCAAGAUCCUGUCCCUGUUCCUGGUCCUGAAGAUCAAUGAGGAGGGGCGAAUGAAGCGUGGGCCCCAUUGGUGAUCCCAGAGGAAGUAGCCUGCGGCGUGCAGGAAUGGGCCGGGUCGGGAGAUCCUCACCGAUGCUGUCUUCGGCGGGUCUGCUGUCCGGAGCUCGGCGCGUGGUCAUCCUCUGCUCCUUGGGAGGUUCCGCCACUGCAGGAGUCGGCGGCCGGCGAGGAAGGAAGAUGGGGGCCAUCCGGAUUGGAGGGAUUGCUGGACGGUCCGCCUCGGGAGACCAAUCUGGGGCGACAGCGUCGGUGCUGGUAGCCACCGAAGCCCGAGUGACUAUCUGAGCUGGGGGGCUUCUUGCCCGUGCCAAGUCAGGAGCCCCAACUGGGCCCAUAGGGUCAGUGAGGGUACCCACCGAUACCAGGGUGGUAGUCUGGACCGGUAUAGACCGGGCCGGGUGUACCACCUCCGGUGCCGGGGUGGCAGCCUGGACUGGUAAGGGCUGGGCCGGGCGUGCCCCCCCAGCGUUGACAGAGGGGUCGGCAAAGGCUGCGACAAUGAGGGCCUCGGCCUGCUUGAGGGUGUCCCCCAACAAUCUUUUCCCCAAGUGUUUUUUUGCCCAUGUAACAGCCAGCUCAAAAGCGGGUCUCCAACUCUCGUGAAUAAAACUGGUUAUCUUGCCCAA